CCGGUUCUCAAUAUACAAAUGUCAGUCGCUUCACGUGUUGCUUAGUUGUUGUUUUUGUGAUUGUGCGGGUCAUUUGUUUAGGAUUUUUCUUUAAAUUUAUUAUUUUCCCAAAUAUAAAAACUAUGAAGGAAAAAGCAAUAAUUGAGAAAGUGUUUCCGCGUAAACACGACACACCAAUACCCACAUUGUUGAAGUUCCAAAAUGGUCAGCUGGGCGCUGUUAGCAAGGAUGCUAUACAAUUCUGCCGCCUUACGCGAAAGCGCGGCAAGGAGUCGGCAGCAAAAGUUGCAAUGGUAACUGCCAAUGAUCAAAUUUAUCAUGGUGCUAUUGACGCUGGCGAAGCAGCUUCUCUCACAGACACCUACAUCUGUGUACGCAAUAAAAUUACUAACAAGGUGCGCAUUAUACCCAUUGAACAAGCUACACUGAACAAUAACGUCUACAAUACGCUUGAACAUAAGCCAUUGCCAAUAAUGACGGCUGAACAUACUAAAGCCGUAUUGCUGAAGCAAUUUGGUGGUCGCAAAGCGGCUCGCUAUGCUUCUAAUCAAGAAAAUAAUAAAGUAAAUGUUGAAGUUCUUAAAAAUGAUUUGGAUAACACUGUGCGCGAAACUGAUUUCACCAGCGAAGUUGUUGAGAAACCUGAUACAGAACAUAAUUUUGAUAUCUUACGACCAAAAUUCAACAAAGACGCCACCAAAUUGGAAGAUAUCUAUGAUGUAAACGAUAUCGUGCCUGCUGAGUUACUUGAACGAUUAGACCAGGAAGCUAAAGUGGUAUAUUCUACCACAAUUGACAAGUUGCCUAUAAAGUCCGAGUAUCUGUGCAACUGUAUUAAACGUAUACAAGAUAGUUCACCAACACCUGCUGGCUUUCUAAAUUUGAAGUUAAUAAUUUACAUGGACUGCUUAUUGAAUUUGCUAAAGACUCGCGUUCGGUCAAUCAAAUCCGUGGAAUUAUCUGGCAUAACAGAAAAAGCUGAAAACGAUGUGCGUACACGUUUUUCUGAUCCGCAUUCAAAACCAUUUUCACGAACGUCGCACACUUCAGAAAAGGCACUGUGUCACUUCAUAGUACUCGCUUUAAUUAUCAGCGAAAAUUUCACGGUAGAUUUGAAUAUUUUGGCUCAAGAACUGUGCGUAUCUAAGGUUAAAUUAAUCAAAUUUGCACAUAUUGUUAAUGCUAUGCGGUCAGCGAAAACUGAUUUAUUGACGCUACGAUUGCCAAGCAAAAUGACGGCCCUAGCGGGAGGAUUUAGUAGGAAAUCAAAAAAAUAAGUUUGUAGAGACACUAAAUAAAUGUGUACAACUUUAAAUACUUUGACCAUAAACCAUAAA
Molecule: messenger RNA, 1337 nt
Organism: Ceratitis capitata (Mediterranean fruit fly)
Lineage: Eukaryota; Metazoa; Arthropoda; Insecta; Diptera; Tephritidae
Gene: Polr1E
Exons: 5
Coding region: 123-1277 (384 amino acids)
Biological process (GO): nucleolar large rRNA transcription by RNA polymerase I; transcription elongation by RNA polymerase I; RNA polymerase I preinitiation complex assembly
Cellular component (GO): RNA polymerase I complex
Molecular function (GO): DNA binding
Source: RefSeq, a predicted model, not a curated record